Molecule: messenger RNA, 3044 nt
Organism: Protopterus annectens (West African lungfish)
Lineage: Eukaryota; Metazoa; Chordata; Ceratodontiformes; Protopteridae
Product: extracellular calcium-sensing receptor-like
Exons: 7
Coding region: 1416-3044 (542 amino acids)
Biological process (GO): G protein-coupled receptor signaling pathway; intracellular calcium ion homeostasis; regulation of calcium ion transport
Cellular component (GO): membrane
Molecular function (GO): calcium ion binding; G protein-coupled receptor activity
Source: RefSeq, a predicted model, not a curated record
AAAGUUGCUGAUGAAAUCAAGCAACCCAUUGCUACAGACCAGAGCAAUGGACACCCAGCAAUGUGGUAAUGCUAGCGUUGGACUUUCUGACUUUAGCAAAGUGUUAAAUCUAUUGGAGAAAAAAGUACAGAGCUACAAGCAUUUGCAGUGACAAAGGUUGAGCUUUGUAGCUUAUUUAGAUCUUGGAGUGGUGCCACGUGGACUUCGGAUUCUAAAGAUGCCGUCACACGGUAAUACAUAUCAAGAUCUUUUAGUACAGUGGCAACAACUGAAUCUUGAGCUCAGCAUUGGCUAUAUGAAGCUAAUGAACAAAUUUUUUGAAAAGAUAGAAUCUGAUUUAAUGGAUGAAACAGAAAAAAUUGAGAAAGAAGUGUCUGAACUUUUAACAACAGAUGCUAUGAAUGAAAAGUAUCAAGCAUUUAUAAAUCGCAUCCAAGUAUUAGAUAUUAAACUAGAAAUGCAAAAGAAACAUAAAUUACAACGUGACUUAGAUGAUUUUAAAAAUGGACAUAUCUUUCAUUGGCCUAAAGCAGUUUUUAAAAAGGAAUUUAGUCAACGAAAGGUAGAUAGCGCAGUAAAUUCAUCACGUAAAGUGAAACCUGUUAAUAAACUUUUAGAUGAGCUUGAUAACUUCGAAUUGCCAGUAACGCCAGGACUAGCUGUAGCAGCAGCCAAUCAGCAAGUGAGUGCGACUGAGGCGUUAACCUUUGCUUCCGUAGUGACAAGUCAGUCUGAGCAAGGUCAGUUAAGGGGAAAGGAGUGUGAUGUGGAGCAGCCUUUAAAUGGCGUUCCUGCUAUGGGCAUGGAUGAUAAUGCCUUAGGAGGUCAGAAGCAACCAACAGCCUCUGUGUCGGAAGGGAAGGAGAAACGUAAACAAACCGAAAUUUCCUCUUUUUUGCCCUUUCGCCUAAAACAACCGGAGAAGGUUGUGUUACAGCAAAGAAGGCAACAGGAAUCCAUAGAUCAAAAAACUCCACAACGCCAAACGCAAGUACUGAAAAGGAAAAACGAGAGCCCCAAGCAGCCCAGCAAGGCGCCGAGGUGCUAAGAACUUGUCGUUUACUGAAAGGGCAGUUUUAAGAGAAGAAAAAGCUGAAGUAUUUUCACUUUCAGGAGGAGGUACUCCUGCAUAUGACGGUGGAAGUUAAUACAAUAAAAAGGAGAAAAACGAAAAAGAAAAAAAAAAAACAUAAAGGUUGGAGCCAUAUGACAUUUAAAUUUUGAAGAGACACAACAAUUCAUGUUGCUGCUGUCUGACAAGGGACUGUAAAUGAGAAGUUAUUUUCAUGUGUAACAUUUCUAACAGACAUGCAUCACCCAGCAACAACGUGUGUCAGUAGGAAAAAGAAGCAUCAUUUCCGGUGUAUUGAAGAGUUCGGUUUUUGGCUACACAAAGCUUGCCCAUUGGAGAAACAAUGAAGUUUUCUGAGUACCAGAUAGUGUUUUUCGGAUUAACUUAUGCAGUUGCUGCUUAUGGCCCAAACCAACGGGCACAGAAAAAAGGCGACAUCAUACUUGGAGGACUGUUUCCAAUUCACUUUGGAGUUGCAGCCAAAGAUCAGGAUUUAAAAUCUAGGCCAGAAUCCACAGAAUGUAUAAGGUAUAACUACAGAGGGUUUCGCUGGUUGCAAGCAAUGAUAUUCGCAAUCGAGGAAAUAAAUAACAGUGCAACACUCUUACCAAAUGUGACUUUGGGGUACAGAAUAUUUGAUACCUGCAAUACUGUAUCUAAGGCUUUGGAAGCCACCCUGAGUUUUGUAGCACAGAAUAAGAUUGACUCCCUGAACUUAGAUGAAUUCUGUAAUUGCUCUGAACAUAUUCCGUCAACAAUAGCAGUAGUGGGAGCCACAGGAUCAGGGAUUUCCUCUGCAGUAGCAAAUCUUCUUGGACUAUUUUACAUCCCCCAGGUUAGUUAUGCAUCUUCCAGCAGACUUCUCAGCAAUAAAAAUCAGUUUAAGUCUUUUCUUCGUACCAUCCCAAAUGAUGAGCAUCAGGCUACUGCUAUGGCUGACAUAAUUGAUUACUUCCGAUGGAACUGGGUUGGAACAAUAGCAGCAGAUGAUGACUAUGGACGCCCUGGCAUUGAAAAGUUCAGAGAAGAAGCAGAGGAACGAGACAUCUGUAUUGACUUCAGUGAACUUAUCUCCCAAUAUUCUUAUAAAGAAGAAAUUCAACAUGUGGUUGAGGUUAUUCAAAAUUCAACAGCUCGAGUCAUUGUUGCAUUUUCUAGUGGUCCAGAUUUGGAACCUCUGAUUAAAGAAAUUAUCAGACAUAACAUAACGGGAAGGAUAUGGUUAGCAAGUGAGGCAUGGGCUACCUCCUCUCUAAUAGCUAUACCAGAAUUUUUCCAUGUUGUUGGUGGUAUUAUAGGAGUUGCUUUGUGGUCUGGUAACAUACCUGGCUUGCAUGACUUCUUGCAAACUGUGCAUCCCAAGCAAUCAUCUAGCAAUGGUUUUGUUAAAGAGUUCUGGGAAGAGACCUUUAACUGUUAUCUCACAGGGGAGCAGGUUACUUCUAAAGCUUCAGUAGUCUCUAAUAAAAAUGAGGAGCAGAAUUCACAAACUCCGAGCAACAGAACAUUUCGUCCUCCUUGCACUGGUGAAGAGAACAUCACAAGUGUAGACACUCCAUAUCUCAGCUAUACCCACUUACGCAUUACCUAUAAUGUCUAUUUGGCCGUGUACUGCAUAGCAUAUGCCUUGCAGGAUAUCUAUACCUGUACAACAGGGAAAGGCCUCUUUACAAAUGGAUCAUGUGCAGACAUUAAGAAAGUUGAAGCAUGGCAGGUACUAAAGCAUUUGCGUCACCUGAAUUUCACUAACAGUAUUGGAAAGGAGGUAGAUUUUGAUGAAUUUGGAGAUAUCAUUGGAAAUUAUACAAUCAUAAAUUGGCAUCACUCUCUUGAAGAUGGCUCUGUUCUAUUUGAAGAAGUUGGACAUUACAAUGUAUAUGCAAAGAAAGGAGAGCGACUUUUCAUAAAUGAAAAGAAAAUACUUUGGAAUGGAUUUUCUACUGAGAAUUCAGAUCUCCCUAUAUUUUGGUAG